UCUGCCCCAGCUCCACUGCCCUCCUCUCACAGUCCUUCUCUCUUUUCCCUCAAGGACCAGUCACCUGGGAUUGGAGAAAUGUGCUCCCUCCCCAUGGCAAGAUACUACAUAAUUAAGGAUGCCGAUCAGAAGGCUCUGUACCUAAGAGGCGACCAACUCUUGGUGGGAGAUCCUGAUGCAGACAACUGCUGUGCAGAGAAGAUCUGCAUACUUCCCAACAGAGACCUGGACCGCACCCAACUUCCCAUCUUCCUGGGGAUCCAGGGAGGCAGGCGCUGCCUGGCCUGUGUGGAGACAGGAGAGGGGCCUACCCUGCAGCUGGAGGAUGUGAGUAUCGAGGACCUGUACAAGGGCGGCGAGCAGGCCAAACGCUUCACCUUCUUCCAGAGAAGCCUGGGUUCUGCCUUCAGGCUUGAGGCUGCAGCCUGGCCCGGCUGGUUUCUCUGUGGCCCGGCUGAGCCCCAGCAACCGGUUCAACUCACCGAGGAGACUGAACCUUCCAUCCGCACUGUGUUCUACUUUGAACAGAGUCGGUAGGGAGGCAGCCGGCAAAGUUCCAGCCUGAUGCCCCCAAGCAGGCUCAUGUGCUCCGGGCCAGUGGUAGGCAGAGCGAUGUCCACAUCUUGACCCCCAGCACCUGGGGAUAUGUCACCUUACAAAGCAAAGGGGACUUUGUGUAAGUUAAAGGUCUGGAAAUGGGAAGACCAUCUUGGCUUAUGAGGUGGAAGGGAGAUGAGCAAUGUCUCAUGGGGUCCUCAUAAGAGGGAGGCAGGAGGGCAGGAGUCAGAGAGAGGUGGGAAGAUGCUGUGCUGCUAACUUCAAAGAUGGGAAGGGGCUGUGGCAUGAGUGCAGGUGGUCCAGAAGCUGGACAAGGCAAGGGAAUGAUUGUUCCCUAAAGCCCCCAGGAGAAAACAACGCUGUGACUACUUGAUUUAAUCUCAUGAUGCCAUUUCAGGCACCUGCCAUCCAGAGCUGUCAAAUAUUAAAUGUGUGUUGUUUUCA
Pipistrellus kuhlii (Kuhl's pipistrelle) is the source of this 1002-nucleotide messenger RNA. It is a transcript of the gene IL38, whose product is annotated as interleukin 1 family member 10. Lineage: Eukaryota; Metazoa; Chordata; Mammalia; Chiroptera; Vespertilionidae. Gene Ontology annotation, biological process: positive regulation of gene expression; cellular response to lipopolysaccharide; cytokine-mediated signaling pathway. The coding region runs from base 79 to 537 and encodes 152 amino acids. Gene Ontology annotation, molecular function: interleukin-1 receptor binding; cytokine activity. The record is from RefSeq and is a predicted model, not a curated record. The transcript is spliced from 4 exons.